AUGCUGCACGUGACUCUGCCAUUUGCAAACUCCUGGAGUUCGCAAACGACACUGCUGACUCGUGUCGCACGUGAUCCUGUUCGUCCUGGGACACAUUUCGUCCUAGCCCAUUUAUCCUAUCCUCCACAGCGCACACAGGACUCCAAGGCCCAAUCCACAGUCACAGCAUACAAGGACCGAGCAGUAACAGUCAAAAUCAAGGACCCCGCAGUGGCCCAGAGGUUUCGGACGCUCCCUGCCGUCAAGAUAAAGAAUCAAAUAGAGACGUCCAUUCACGACAACGCCGCCACCAAAUCGGUCAAAGUAGUCGCUGCCCAUCAGCUCAAGAGCGGCGAUUUACAGGUCUUUACCUCGUCGACAGCAGAAGCCACGAAACUCAAAGAGAGCCAAGGAUGGAUCAGCGGUCUUGGAGAGCACGCAGAACUCAUUGUACCAACCUACGGCGUCAUCGUUCACGGUAUCUCUACAAACUCCAUCAACAUCAAGGACCAAAAAGCAACUAUCGAACAGAUACUUGCAGACAACUAUACAGUUAUCCCUAAUGCAGAGAUCUCGUUCAUAGGAUGGCUGACUUAA
Messenger RNA from Mytilinidion resinicola, 576 nucleotides. RefSeq lists its product as uncharacterized. The transcript has a single exon. Lineage: Eukaryota; Fungi; Ascomycota; Dothideomycetes; Mytilinidiales; Mytilinidiaceae. The coding region runs from base 1 to 576 and encodes 191 amino acids. The record is from RefSeq and is a predicted model, not a curated record.